UAAAGUACACGUGCAGUUUGUUACUCCCUGUAUAACAUUUAACUGUUUAAGAAAUUAUAGUUUCUAUACCGUGUAAGAAAUCGCCGACCACCUCCAAAUUCUAUUAUUACUGAAUUUAUCGGAAUUUUAGUGGCAAUAUAAAAUAUCAUUUUCAGAAGAAAGUCAAAACUAUUGAACUUUUGGACGAUAUCUGAUAAAUGAACUGAUUUUUGAUAAAACAGAGGACACUCACCAGAAAUAAAUGUUAAGAUUGAUAUUCACUUCGCAAAAUGCACGUGCCAUCUAAAGAAGUUGAAGGCUUCGAUCGAUGUGUGACGAUGCCUACAUUUUGUUCACGUGGUGAUGGAAGUCACAUUCAACUAUUUACCGCAUCCCGUUACUUGCGUCUUCCAGCACCGCAAAACCGGCAGGCGAUCAUCAAAAUAAUGUACAAUUAUUGGCCCACUUCGAUUCGUCCAACUCUGGUUGACUCGAGUUAAAAGAUCAGUGAUAAUGCGCAUGUGCGUACCUUUAAUUUCCAAAUCGAAGUCAAAACUCUUCCAUCGAGUUAACUAUCAAAAUGUUUCGUAGGGGACUAGGACAGCUGACACUUGAAAAUCACCCAUGGAAAGUGGUUUUGUUACCGUUGCUGUGCUACAUGCAUGUACCCGUUUGCCAGUGCUAUCCUUUUUUAAAAUUAUGGUGCUUUGUAGGACCCCUCCUAAAAUCUUAAUCACAAGAUCAAACUGAAAGAACUAAGAGAGAAUCAAUGGAAAAUAUUAUAGUUUGAUUGUGUGUGUGUUUUUUUUUUUUUUUUUUUUUUUUUUCUUUAUUUUUUGUGGUACUUUUGUUUUACACUGUAUAUAGUAUGUUUAAUAUAAUUUCCUUAAAAGUCCAUGUUGAGGUUGUCGAAAUGGGCGCAUUGGUUAUAUUGUAUAAAAAAAGAAAAGGGAAAAUGCAGAUAAAAGAAAAAUAACGCCUUUGAAGCGGUUUUCCAAUACUUCACGUUUUGUGAUAAAAAUAAAGUAAAUUUUUCCCUUUUCUAUUUUUAGUUAAUUCAAAAAUAACACAUGUGCAAUGGUAACUACUCCUUGAAGUCCUUAUGACGCACAUAUGAUAUGACUUGAUAAACCUCUGAGUGACAAAGUGAUCUGGUAGGUAGGCUGGCGAAAAAAUUGUCCACAUUCUAGUAUAUAAACAGCACAAGCAUAUGUUUUAUCUUCCUGGUGAAUUUUCUGAAAAUGACAUUGCAAUGCAUGUGUCCUUGCAUGCAUAAGUUGAAUAGUGGUACAUAUAAAUGAAUUGAAUUGCAAAGUAUGACCUUGAACAAUUGAAAGUUUGAACUUUUUAAGACUUAGUUGAUUUAAUUUUAAGUAAUUUAACAUGGAUUUUUAGUUAGUGCUGGUGGUGGAGAGUAGUGUGUCAAUGAAUGUGAAUACUUAUGAAUAGAAUGAAUGACAUAGCAAAGGCAUGGUUCAGUAGAAAUGAUCUACCAGGCACAUACAGGAAUGGAAGUCUGAGUUUUACUGGAAACGUUGGAGACUUUUUUAAUCAAAAUACACGAAGUGAAACAGAUAGUAGUAGGACUACAACAUUAAACAGUUCUCACAACUCGAGACGAGGACCUAAAUAUCCACAAUACUCAAUUACAUGUAUAAGAUUGUCAACAUUUCAAUCAUGGCCAACCAGUAUACAACAACAUCCAGAAACUAUGGCAGAGGCUGGGUUUUACUAUACAGGCAACAAUGAUCAUGUGAGAUGUUUUCACUGUGGUAUUGGACUACAGAAUUGGGACUCUGAGGACAAUCCUUUUGUAGAACAUGCUAGGUGGUCCCAAGAAUGCCAGUUUCUCAAGGACAAGAAAGGCUUGGAUUUCAUUGCAACAGUACAAGAUGCUGUCAGAAGAGUACAACUGGAGGAGGCCUUGAAUACAGAUGGCAUAGCACAAACUUUCGAUAGUCACAAUAGUGACUGUGAAGAAGAUGGAAUUGCUAGAUCAGAGGACAAAGGCAGAGAUUUUUUACCAAGUGGGAAACCUCCUAAAAAAGCAGAGAAGAAAAACCCUUUGCUGACAGAUGCAGCUCAGAGUAUACUAACAAUGGGAUAUUUACCAAAAGUUAUUAGAAUAGUUAUUGAUAGAGUUUUGAAAGAGAAAGGCUGGAAUGGAAUGUCAGCGAGGAAUUUAAUGGAAGAGAUUAACAAAAUAGAAGAGAGUGGUGAAAUAGCAAAGUCAGAAUUAAUUGUACCGAUAAGUUCUAAGCUUAAACAUUCUGUAGUAAGCAUGAAGAGUAGAAAAAUUCUUUCGAAAGAUAAUGUAAAGAAAAUAGCAGAGGAAAACAAAGAAAUGAAAGAACAGACACAGUGCAAGAUUUGUUGUGAAAUGCCUGUAUCUAUUGUGAUUUUACCCUGUGGUCAUUUAUCGUCCUGUUCCCAAUGUGCCCCAGCCCUGAAAUCAUGUCCAGUAUGUAGGUCAGAAAUCAAAGGUUCGGUCAAAGUCCAGUUUAAAUAACCAAGUCAUGUAGUAGCAUAUCUGCCAUUAAUGUUUUUGGAAUCUUGGUAAUAUACUUAUAAAUCAUUACUGUGUAUUUACUUAUUUAAAAAAUGUGUCAAAUAUAAGAAAUAACUAUGUGUAUGAUUAAAGAAAUGAUUUUUAUGUUCUUUAUAACAUGGUAUUAAUAUUGGAUUGUUUGUUUGUUUAUUUACUGUGAGUAACUGGUGUUUUUUAUAUAUAUUUUGCAGCUGUAUAUAUGUUUAUCAUUCAUUAUUAUUGAUAUUUGCAUCUAUAUAUGUUUAUUAUAUGGUUAUCUCAGAUAUUCCUAUAGUUUUGAUGUUGCCAAAAAAUGUCUGACACCUCAGUGCAAAUUGCUGAAUGACAACAAUAGUUUUAAUGUCAUAGACUUCUUUGAUUUGACAUGACCUUCAUAAAAUUUGCUGAAACACAUAAUUAUGCACCAUGCCAAAAUAAGUUUUAAUUUUGAUACGCUUGCAGCAAUGCUUUAAUAUGAACUGAUGUAAUAGAUAAUAAUAAUAAUAUAUAUUCACUACUGUGUUAUUUGCCUUACAAAUUGAGUUGAAUCUUUGAAAUGAUCAUUGUGAUGCAUCUAACAAGUAACUAGUAUCGAUAAUUUUAACCAGAAUCCAGAUUGAUGCAAAGAUUUUGAAGGCGAUUAGCCAUAAAGCAAACGUUUCUAUGCACUGAAGAUCAUUUUCAGCUUGAAAUUCAAAACAUCUUAUGUAGUGUAGACUGAUCAUUUCAAAUACGGGUAUGUUUUGAAUGCAGCCAUAUUUGUCACCUUUUAACUGGGAAUUUACUUAUCACUGCACACUGGAAAAUCCUGCUCUUAUGUAGAAAAUGAUGACAAUUUCUUGUUAUUAAAAAGCAGUAGAUACAUUUGAACUGUUUCAUGAGAAUUGACAGUCUGACAAGUCCAACCACCAGAAAAAAAAACAUUAUUAUUAUGAUGGGCCUACAGUUGUUAAAUUUGACAAAUUGUAGUCAAAUGUUUGUUCAUUUACACAAUAUUGAGUAUGAAUUUUAAUACUGUCAUGAUUAAUUGCUUUUUACAUCCCUUGAUUUAUUGCACUUCCUACAUUGUUAAUAAAAACAUAUAAAUUUUCAGAACACUUGACAGUCACUUUCAGAAAUAUUAAAAACAAGAAAGAAAGUUAGGCAAGCUGAAUCCUCAUUUUCAAAAAUCUUUUUAUCAUUAGACCAAUUAAAAUGUUAAGCUAAAAAUGUGUCUGCACUCAUCAUCUUAGUCUGUUUUCAAAUUAACAAAAUAACUAACCAGGAACAGUUUUAAAGAUUAGAAAAAGAAAGAAAAAUGAAUAUGAAAAAUUAUAUUUUAUAGAUCUAAAGUAAAGUUCUGUCCUCAUCUUUUUCAUCCAAGCUUUACUUUGGUGUACAGUAAUAUAUUUUUAGUUGCCACCAAUCAUAUUCGUGAAAAUAUCAGAAAAGAGAUAUGUAUGGUUUUGAAUACAGUAACUGAAAUAUUUACUAUUAGCACAGUAUAAACAAAAUGCGUUCUCAUUCAUCAUGUGUAUAUAUGUGACUAUUUUUUGAUUGCCAUGUGAUGUGUAUAGAUAUCAUUGAAGUUUGUCUUGUGCUGUAUGAACAUGGACUUAAUGGCUGUUUAAUUAGGAAAUAACAAGAUUGUUGUCUCCCAGCAUUUUCUUAAGCAAUACUUAGUACCUCAGUAAUAACAAACUUGCUACUCACUCUUAUAAGUAGUCAAUCAAUGUUUAGUAUUGAUCCGACUACGCAAACAUUUCAUAGGUAGUAAAUGUCGUUGAAUAUCCCAUUUGUAGUAUAGAAUUCAUACUAUUUUCAUGUACUUGUACCCUUUUCAAGUGUAGAAAAGUAAUGAUAUCAAAAAUUGAAUAUAUUAUUGUUUGCCUACAUUUUUACAGUUUAUUCAAUAUAGAGCAUUCUAAAGUCUUCUUCAUAUUGAAGAGACACCAGUCUAUUGUUGCAUAACUUAUUUGGAACCCUAACUGUAAUUUGUACAUGUAGGUAGGUUGUUGUCUUAUUGAAAUAUACCAAACAUCGUUUGCUAGUAUAAUGUUGUAUAUUGUUGUAUUAUAUAUUCUUAGCACAAAAUAAUUUCAUAUGAUUGCCCAUUUGUCUGCAAAGGAUAAUUGUAUUGGAAACCAAGUUGUGCAUCUGAUAAUUUACUGAUUAUGUCCUUUUCCCCAAUCUUGAAAUUAUAACUAAAUCUGGAUACAUGUGUCAGGGGAUACUUACCCUAUCAAUGCGUCUUUUUUUCGCUUCAAUGUGGAGUUCAUAUGAUCCCCAUCGAUUUUAAUUCUUGAUUGGUAGAUUCCAACUAGAGCUAUGAGUUAAAUUAAGAUAACGUAAUUUUGUCAUUUUUUUAAAACCUUAUGUCUUUAUUAUUGAAUGUGAUUUUUUUUUGCUCACACAGUGUUCUCCCAAAUAUUUCUGAUAGCUCUGUAAAAUGUAAGCAUGUGAUAUGUGCCACUUACAAUUUACUCUGCCAUUAUAUGAAUAUGAUUUUUUUAAAAUAUAUUUAUAGAAUUAAAAGAAAUGCAUUUAUUGAUUUUAUCAGUAUUAGAAAUUUUUGAUUUAUAUAAUAUUUUUUGUGGUUAUGAAUAAUUAUUAAAAAAUUAUACCGGUAAGUGCAAUAAUAUAAAUCUCACCAUUCCUGUAAAUUUAUAUUCAUAUGAUUAAAACUUUUAGUGUACAUAUUGUAUUGAAAUGUUACAUAUAGCUUUGUAGCUAUUUUAUAUCAUUAUUCCAAAGAUUCGAAAGAAACAUUAAUGGCAGAUAAAUAGUGAAGAAAUAUUGGGAAACCAUAUUAUUCACAACUUGUAUCAGAUAAGUCAGGAUGUGUAGAGAAAUUUUGAAAUGAUGCUAAUAGUAUCAUGGUUUUCUUAUCACACCAAGUUAACUGGUACAAGCCAUCACCGAUGUGUUCAUGUCAUAACUAGUCUUGUAAUGCCUAUGAUGGCUUCCAGGUAGGACAGCCUGAUUUUUACUUGAUUUUUUACAAGUUUUGUGUACAUUUGUUUAACUUACCUUUACAUAAGUUUUGAGUAUUUUAAUUUCAAACGGGUAUAAAAUGUAAAUAUGUUAUUUUCAAGUUGAUAUUAAUUUAUUAUUUUACGAAUCAGUUUUUAUUUAAAAGCUCAUGUUCAUUAGACAAGGAAGGUGGUGCUCUUAUAAUUUCCAUAUUUAUUUGGCGUUUGUUUCCCUUAUUUAUAAAAAAAAAUAAAAAUCACAAAAAUACUGAACUCCGAGGAAAAUUCAAUCGGAAAGUCCCUAAGGUAACUAAAAAUGUGUUUCUUCAAUAUCCUUAUAAUAUCAUCCUUGGUGCAAAAAAAUCUUGUUCCAUUCCUGUUUUACAUUUUUUCUAUAGAAGUUUUUUUUAUUCUGACUGACGUUGAUUAUGACUCCUUAUCGUUUUAUUUUUUUUAAUAGGCAUUGAAAUAAAAUCUGAUAAAAGUAGGUUCUACAAUAUAUUCAAAAGGAUAAUUAUUUGUAGAGUUCUGAAUGCAUAUUCAUAUGUACAGAUAAACAGUGUUGGUGGAAGUUGUCCAUUAUCCCUCAAUAAAAUCUUUAACACUACAUCAUACAUUUGACCAAUUAUAUAGCAAACUGUUACCAAGACUCUAUUUUCAAUUUUGUCAGUUUAAAACUGUGGUCAAACCAUAAUAUAAAAAUAUUAUCAAACCAUAAUAAAAACAUUAAAACAAACCAUUAUAUAAGAAUGUGGUCAAACCAUAAUAUAAAAUGUGGUCAAAUCCUAUAUCAAAUGCCAGCAUACACAUUGGUCAGAUAGUAGCGUACAAACUGGUGAAAUAUAAGCAUACAAUCGGUCAAAUAGUAGCAUACAAAUGUGGCCAAAAUUUAGUUAGUUACAAAUAUGAUCAGAAUGUUAUUGAAAGAAUGUUAAAGUUGUCCAGUAAACAACAUGUAUUGCACAAACUUGUUUUCAAAUCGUCAAAAAUUAUCCAGAAAAGGUUCUGACAUGAAUACACAUAGCUACUACAUGUUUUGAUUAUCACAGAAAAAUAUUUAUUUCAGGAGUAUAUAUCCGGCAUAAUGGUAAGCAUUUAUAUCAGCCUAGAAAAUCACUGACCUUGAUAGCCUUUGCACAAUAUCAACCUUACAUCAAGGUUACUUUUUACAAAUAUGGUCUUUUUAUAUAUAUAAUCAGAAAAAGAAACAAGAGUUUUCAACAUUUAUUUUCAUCAUCUUAUAUUGUUUCUAGUGUACCCAUUACAUUACACACAAAAUAAAAGAUUUUAUCUUAUGCUCAAAUAAUUUUUUUUUAUAUUUUGAAUCUUAAAAUGUGGAAUGAAAAACAAGUCUUUCUGGAUGACGUGAGGCUGAGUUUUAUUCAUUCGUUGAGUUAAUAAAUGUCCUUUAUAAUUUGAA
Molecule: messenger RNA, 6877 nt
Organism: Mytilus californianus (California mussel)
Lineage: Eukaryota; Metazoa; Mollusca; Bivalvia; Mytilida; Mytilidae
Product: putative inhibitor of apoptosis
Exons: 7
Coding region: 1421-2488 (355 amino acids)
Biological process (GO): regulation of cell cycle; negative regulation of apoptotic process
Cellular component (GO): cytoplasm; spindle microtubule; nucleus
Molecular function (GO): cysteine-type endopeptidase inhibitor activity involved in apoptotic process
Source: RefSeq, a predicted model, not a curated record